AUAAAUAUAUAUUAUAAAGGCAUGCCUAUUAUCUACGCAUUGGUGGCCAGAGGCCCUUUAGUACUUGCCGAGUUCACAAACACAACAGGCAACUUCCAGACGAUCACCAGAAGGAUUCUCGAUCUUAUCCCUCCCAAUGAUACAAAGAUGUCAUAUGUAUAUGAGAAAUAUAUCUUCCAUUACCUGGUACAGGACUCUCUGACGUACUUGUGUAUGGCUGAUCAGGAGUUUGGACGAAGGAUACCAUUCCUCUUCUUGGACGAUGUCAAGAACAGAUUCAGAUCAAUCUAUGGAGACAAGGGAAAGACUGCCAUCGCGUACGGCAUGAACUCUGAGUUCUCAAGAACCCUUUCAAACCUCAUGGAUCACUAUUCAAACAAUCCCAAGUCAGAUGCAUUUAGCAAGGCCAUGGCAGAGGUCGAUGAAGUAAAGAAUAUAUUGGUAACUGAUGUUGCACCACAACUGUUGAAGCGUGGAGAGAAGAUUGAGAUACUGGUCGAUCGUACAGAGAACCUCAACACACAGUCCUUUAAGUUCAAGAAGCAGAGCAAGCAACUAAAGUGCGCAAUGUGGUGGAAGAACAUGAAGCUCAUGCUUAUCAUUGCCGCUGUUGUUGCUAUCAUCAUAUUCAUCAUUGUUCUGUCGGCAUGUGGUGGCUUCAGCUUUAGCAAAUGCCGCAAG
Messenger RNA from Acytostelium subglobosum LB1, 681 nucleotides. RefSeq lists its product as hypothetical. The transcript has 5 exons. The record is from RefSeq and is a predicted model, not a curated record. Lineage: Eukaryota; Evosea; Eumycetozoa; Acytosteliales; Acytosteliaceae. Gene Ontology annotation, cellular component: membrane. Gene Ontology annotation, biological process: vesicle-mediated transport. The annotation marks the transcript as partial.